CUGUCCAGCUUUGAGAAUUGUUUAUGGUAUGCUCUGCAGAACUGCAAGCUGAUAACACGACGUGCUUACAGCUCAAACCUCACGAAUGCUUCUCCUUCUCCUUCUAGUUGUGGCGCAUUGAGACAUGUUAUGCCAGGGUUGAUGCCUAGCAAAUGGAAGCAGCUUGUGGCACGCACCUACGCGGGCUCGGCCCGUUGCCUCGGGUGCAGGGCGGGGGUCUGAGCGGCCCCUCAGGACUGUUCCUGACGUUCUGGCUGCCGUCCGCCGCCCGCUCCAGAUCCAGCCCCAGCCCUGCUGCGGUGCGCACUCCCAAUGAUUCCUGGGACUGCAGGGCCGGUGGCGUGCCACCCGCGCACCGCCCGGGUGCCUCCGGCCCGGCGUACGGCACUUUCAAGCCGCUGCGCGGCACGGCCGGCGCCGCCCCGGCCACCACGGCCGUGCCGCCGGCCAGCCCCCUGGAGGGCGCCUCGGGCCGCCACCGCGCCAGUAUCUGCCGUGGCAGUGAUUCUGGCGUUGUGUGGGCUGCCGCGGCGGCACCUCCAACCGCAUCUGCACGCGCAGUAGCCGCCGCCGCCGCCAGCAGCCGGGGGGCAACUGGCGGCGGUGGCGGCAGUAGCACCAGCAGCAGCACCAGCAGCCGAGCACGUCAUUUGGGGUCGCCGCCGCCCAGCCCUGGCGCUGACAAGGAAUCCACAAACACGGCACAGGGUGGAGGCGGUGCUGUCGCACAGGGGGCGCCGCUUCAGCGGGUGGCUGCGGCUGCACCCGCCAGCCGGGCCGCGCUGCUGCGGCCGGGCUGGUCACCGGCGCUGCGAGCCGCCACCGGCCGAGACCCCUGGCGAUCCCAGCCCCAGCCCCAGCCUCCGGUCCGGCCGUCGCCAGCUGCUGACGGGCCGACACAGGAGGAAGACUGGGACUGGGCGGGCGAUGGCGAAGGGGCAGACGAGCAAACGGGUGGCCAGGACUGGGGCGGGGAGGAUCAUGUGGACGCGGGCGCACACAGCAGUGGUGCUGCCACCAGCAGUAGCAGUGGUGGGGGCACGGCCGAAUCACCUUGGGCAGUAGCUGACAGCGGCUGGCUAGCAGAGCGGAGGCCUCUGCGGCCACUGCGGGCACUGCCGCAGCGGCCGCCCACUGCACCCGGUCUGGAGCAGGCAGCGCUUCAGAGGCUGCAGCAGGAGUGGGCGGGGGGCGCAGGUGGUGGCGGCAGCAGCAGGGCCUUGCAGGCAGGCGGGGGCGCAGAGGCGGAGCGGGAGGAGCAGCAGCUGUUGCAGCAAGUGGUGGCCGCCGCCAGUCCGGAGGAGGUCGUGGCGUGCCUCUCCCCUGCCCUUCCCCCCCUGCCGGCUGCCUCCGCACCGCCCUCGCGGCUGUGCAGCGCCCGGCUGCUGCUGGCGGCGGCGGAGCGGCUGGCGGCGCUGCAGCAGUCCGGGCAGCAGUCCGGGCAGCAGGCGCAGGUGGCACGGCCCGCCGGGUCGGAGCCGCCGCCGGCCCUGGCAGCGCUGUGUGACGCCAUCCUCAGGUCCGCGGCGGCGGGCGGCUUCUCCUGGCCGCAGGUGGAGUGGCAGCAGCAGCAGCAGCAGCGGGAAUGGCCGGCACGUGAAGGCGGCAGCAGCCUUGGCCUCAGCGCUCCACAUGCCGGUGAUGGUGGUGUUGGUGCGGAGGCCUAUGGCCGUGUGGCGGCACUGCUGUGGAGGGGCGCCGAGCUGCAGCUGCAGCUGGGGCCGGGGGCCGGCUCCAACGGAGUCACUGCAGCGGGCACCGGUGUGGGGGCGGCGGCACCACCACCCGGAGUGCGGCACACGACAGCAGCAGCAGCUGCAGCUGCAGUAGCAGCAGGCGACUCAGGGUGGCGGCAGCGGCGGCGGUGCGGUGGGCUGCAUGCGCCCUGGCGGCGCAGCGGCACUGCGGCGGCGUUCUGGCCGCAGCUGCUGACGUGUGCGGUGCGGCAGGCGGGCGCGUCCCUGCAGCCGGCAGAGCUGGCGGACUUGCUCGAGGCCACGGCGGCGGCGGCGUGUCGCGAGCAGGAUGAGGAGGAUGGAGAUGAGCGUGAGGAGGAUGUCGGCAGCAGACAGCGGGACGGCAGUGGCGGCGGCGGCGGCGGCCUGAACCCGCGGGACGGCACCUCACCGCUGCCGCUGCCGCUGCCGCCGGGUGCGCUGGUGGCGGUGGAGGAGCGACUGCUGGCGGUUGGGGUGCACGGCAUUGCCCCCUGUGACGCGGUGCGGCUGCUGGCGGCCCUGGCGGCCCUGCGCCACCCGCCCCGCGCCGCCACCACCCGCCUGCUGACGGCGGCGGCGGGGGCGGGCUUCCGCGGCUGGCGCUGGCGGCCGCCCGCGGAGCUGCAGCAGCGGCUGGUGCUGACAAGGCCGCAGGGGGCGGCAGUGGGGGCGACCGGUUCCGACGAGGCGGCUGUGGAGGCCGCUGCGGCGGAGGCUGGCGAGGCCGCUGCGGAGCCGGUGGCGGAGGCGAUGCAGCUGGGAGAGCGGGAGCUGCGGUCGCUGCUGCGGUCGGUGUGUCGACUGGACGGCGCCUAUGCGGCGGCGGGGGCGGAGGCCUGGCUGGCGGACUGGGCGGCGGCGUACUGGGCCCACCUGCACCCUCGCCCACUGCACUGGGAGGCGCACACGCAGCACACAGGGGCACGCGCACACACGGAGGCAGAGGCAGAGGCAGAGGCGGGGGAGCCCACGGCUGGUGCCGGCGCUGCGGCCAGCGCCGGUGCCGCCGCGGAAGUGCUUUACCUGCUGGCAACACUUCAGUUCGUGCCGCCCUGGGAGGCCUGGGAGGCGGCGGCGCUGGCGGCAGUGCAGCCCCGACUGAUGCCCUGGCUGCGGCUGCUGGCGGCGGCCCGGCCCGGACGGCGGCAGCAGCAGUGGAGGCAGAAGCGGGGACGGCAAGACCGGGCGCCUGCUACCCCUGCUACCCCUGCCACCCCUGCUACUGCUACUGCUACUGCUGUGGAGGCGCAGGUGGCAUUGGACUGUUGGCUGUCGCACUCGCCCAGCCCGGUGCCGCCCCAGCCACGGAGCGAGCAGCACACACACCAGCCGCCACCUCCACAGUCGUCGCCGCCGCCGCCGCAGUCACCGCCGCCACUGCCCCAGCCGCUGGACCCCCUGGCGCUGGUGCAGCUGGCCUGGGCAGUGGGCGCUCACGCCGCCGCCUGCCCCGUGCCGCACCCAGCCCUUCCGCCGCCUGCCGCACCUGCGGUGGAGUCAAGCGAUGGCGGCGGCAGUGGCGGGGGCGGCGCCUCUCCGGUCCAUGCGGCGGGCCUGGCGCCCGGAGACGGCCGCAGCCCCGCCACCGGCGGCCGCCUGACACCGCGGCAGCAGCUGCGGCUGUCCGCCCACCGCCACCGCCUGCGUGUGUUUGGGGCGGCACUGGCGGCGCUAGCGGCCUGGGCGGAGGCGGGGUCAGCGGAGGGCGCUGUGGCGGCAGCGGCGGCGACAGCGGCGGCGGCGUCAGGUACCGGAGGGGCACCGGGUGCCGCCGGCACAGCCGCCAGGCAAGGGGCCCCCGGGAUGGCACACAGGCGCAGUGGCAGCAGUGGUGGUGGGCACACGGCUGGCAUGCCGCCUGUGUCUUCGGCGGGAGGCCGGGGGCCGGUGGACGCACAGGCGGCGGCGUGGGCGGCGUGUGUGCGGGACGUGGCGUGGGGGGCGGCUGCGGCCGGUCUGGAUGCGGGGUGGGUGUGGCCCGCGGCGGCUGGCGCGCGGCUGCAGCUGCAGGCGCACCUGGGGCCUGGAGGCGGCGGUGAUGGCGGCAGCGGGGGUGGUGAGGACAGGCGUGGCGCUGGAGGCCUGGUGGAGUGCAUGCUGGAGACAGCCGCGGCGAGGGGGUGGUUGCUAUGACAUAGUGCUGUUGGUCCAUCAGGGGCUGCUGUGACUAUCGUAUAAUGUGACACGGUGCCGUAGGGAGACGGCACAGAGGUGGAAGGAAUGAGGGGUAGGUACUCAGGAAGGAUGGCCGGGUGUUGCUCCGGCGUGGGGGCAGGCGUGGGGGCACGGUGAAAGUACUGGGGUUCAAUGAGAGUACGAUGGGGGCCCAAAAGAAAGUGGGCCCAGCUUAGCUUAGCUUACAGUCGAUUUUUGUAAUUUUUUGGUCAUUUUUGUUGAUAGCAGCAUCAGGGCCACUGCAGCUGUGGCCACCGAUCGGCACGGUUAGGUGCGUAUGAAUGACUUCAGCACGUGAUGUGGCCGGGGAUGCAACAUUGUAGUAGUAGUAUUGAGGCUGCCGGUGUGGUGUGGCUGUUUUUGGGCUGAGCCCCCCCAGCGAAGCGUUCCAGGGGGGGGGGCGAAGCCCCCCAGGAACACCCCUGUCGUGCGUGCGUGCCGGCGGCGGGGCCAGGCUGAGAGCCUGAACGGCGCUAGCAGGGCGUGGGGCUGAGGGUGCACGUGUUGAUUGGCGGCGAGUGACGUGACUAGUUUGUUAGCUGCGGGUUAGCACGGACUGUGCACCCCACCCAACCGGCCAUGUCCGGAUUUGCGGGGAUGCCAAAGGCCCCCAACAUAGAGGCGUGUGCUUAGUAGGCGCCCGCGUCAAGGUGGCUGGGUUGAUAACGACCCGGGAUCAGCCCUUUUCCUGCCUCCCUAAGGCAGCCACCUCCUUGUUGUUGAUAGAGCGUACUGCACAAUGCGUCCACAGUCUGAGCAAG
Molecule: messenger RNA, 4654 nt
Organism: Chlamydomonas reinhardtii
Lineage: Eukaryota; Viridiplantae; Chlorophyta; Chlorophyceae; Chlamydomonadales; Chlamydomonadaceae
Exons: 7
Coding region: 153-3851 (1232 amino acids)
Source: RefSeq, a predicted model, not a curated record